CUACAAUGUACAGCUUGCCUGUGGCCCUGGGCCCUGGGCCCUGGGGCCUGGGGUCGGUCCUGGGCCCUGGGUCUGAGCCCUGAGGACAGUCAGACACCGGUGGUUGGACAGGCGGUCGGGCGCCGAGCGGCGCGCAUAAAUCCACAGAAUGAAGAAUAG
Sphaeroforma arctica JP610 is the source of this 159-nucleotide messenger RNA. RefSeq lists its product as hypothetical. NCBI's taxonomy places the organism in Eukaryota, Ichthyosporea, Ichthyophonida. The record is from RefSeq and is a predicted model, not a curated record. The annotation marks the transcript as partial. The transcript has a single exon.